CUCUUCGCAUGCGCGCGCGACUUUGGUGAUUCGUGACAUUGCUGGAUGCGCCCGCAAACGGCAUAAAGCGAAUAAAGGUAAUAAUACGAACGGUACGCAGUGUGCGGCAUAAACGAGCCAGCGGUUAAGUAGGUUAGGGAAAGUUUACGUUUCACGAAGACGCGCCGACGAGGAUUAGUACAACUUUGGCAACUGUACUGGCCACAAGGAGCGUUCGCAAACACGCGCACCAAAAAUUUACUCGAAAAACUCAACUUUUUUUAAAACAUCCGGGACAUUUUCAGUUGAAACUCUCAAGUUUCGCAUCAUUAUAAAAAUUUAAUUGUUGUGAUUUAGACUAUAUAUUACUGAAAAAAUGGGUCUUGGUGGACACGAUGAUACCGUCGCUGAGUACGUCUGCCAAUUGCCGGAGCAGGCGAGAAAGUUAGCCUUAGAUGAAUUGCGUGAGGACGACUCAUCUCGCGAGCAAUCGCUCGUACAGUUUCGUGAAUGGAUCAACAAACAUCCCAAUAUUAAAAAGUGCAGAACUGAUGCACCAUUUUUGUUGCGUUUCCUUCGCACGAAAAAAUUCAGCGUUCCGCAAGCAUGCGAAAUGUUGGAGCGUUAUCUGAUCAUCCGCCAAUUGUACCCACAAUGGUUCCAAAAAUUGGACCCCAACGACAAGGACCUCGCCGAAAUCAUCGACAACGGCUACCUGGUCCCGUUACCAGAGCGCCUCGACGGAAAAAUGGUGCUCUUUAGCAACGCCGGCAAGUUUGACCCGCAUAAGUACACUGCUGCCCACAUGGUACGCGUGCACAGCCUCAUCACCGAGGCCCUGAUGGACGACGAUCUGAACCAGGUCAACGGCUACACCUAUGUUAACGACGAGGCCGGCUUCAGCAUGUCUCACAUCUCGCUGUGGUCGCUCACAGACAUCAGAAACAUUCUGCGUUGCAUUCAAAAUUCUACGCCCAUGCGUCACAAGAACAACCACUUCUUGAAUAUUUCAUCAAAUGCUGUUAAACUUAUCGAGUUUGCUGUUUCUCUAUUGAGUGAGAAACUCAAGUCAAGAAUUCAAAUUCAUAAAUCUUUGGAGGACCUCCAUAAAAAUAUCGACACAAAAAUCCUUCCGAAGGAAUACGGAGGUGAGGUGCCUCUCAGCGAGAUGAUUAGCAAGUUGAAGGCAACGCUGGCUGCCAAACGUGAACAACUUUUGGCCUUGGACGAGAUGUACAUCGAGAUUGAUGAGAAAUCCUGCCCGCUUGUGUCUGAAAUGAACGAGGAGCUCGGCAUGGGCUUGGAGGGCAGCUUCAAGAAACUGCAAGUCGAUUGAGACCUUCUAUUUCGCAACUAUCUAGUCUAAAUCCGAAUGAGAAAUGAGAAAAGAAAAAUUCCUAUCUUAAAAAAAUAUAAAACAGACGCACGAAAUUUCGAAAAUUCUAGGAUAGUUACACUAGUUAAUUGUUAGUGAUAUACGUUACUAUUUUGUUUACUGCAUGAGAUUUUAGUUCGUUGCACAGCACUGUUGUUAAAGCUCUAAUUUAUGUACGUCGUUAUAGCUAGGGUAGCACUAUAUAAUUCAUUGCUUACGUUUAAAAUUUAUAUCUCUUUUACACUUAAAAUUAUAUUACUUAAACCUAUACACGUUAAGUACUCAUCGUCAUAAUGUUCUUGUGACGAUGAUCCAGAAGGUGGAACAAUGUUACCAAUUUGUUUUUGUCUAGUUAAAGAGUGGUUUGUUUAAAGAAGAAGAGAAAAAUCGAUAGGAAAGUAAAAAAAGCACGCGUUAUUAAUAGUAUUCUGUGUUUUAUAAGCUUUUUUCUUUAAUAUCUAUACCUUUAGGCGUUUUAAUUAGUUUUGUAAUUUCUUGUUGAUGUUUCUGCUUUAAAAUAAAAAUGAUUCAAAAUAAGAAA
Messenger RNA from Dalotia coriaria, 1895 nucleotides. RefSeq names its product retinaldehyde-binding protein 1-like. Gene Ontology annotation, molecular function: phosphatidylinositol bisphosphate binding. NCBI's taxonomy places the organism in Eukaryota, Metazoa, Arthropoda, Insecta, Coleoptera, Staphylinidae. The transcript is spliced from 4 exons. The record is from RefSeq and is a predicted model, not a curated record. Bases 356 to 1315 code for a protein of 319 amino acids. Gene Ontology annotation, cellular component: membrane.